Messenger RNA from Pelodiscus sinensis (Chinese soft-shelled turtle), 18305 nucleotides. The record is from RefSeq and is a predicted model, not a curated record. Lineage: Eukaryota; Metazoa; Chordata; Testudines; Trionychidae.
GCUGGGAAGUUGAAACAGACAUUACCGAAGGUCGCCAAGUGAAAAGAGGAAUUCCUGGGGCGGUUCCAGCCUGGACCAAAGUCCCUGCAAGAUGGAGAAGGAAGAGGAGGAAACACGGGAGAUCUUACUCCCCAACUGGCAAGGAAGCGGCUCUCAUGGAAUCACCAUUGAUCAGACGGAAGAUGGAGUCUUUGUGAAGCAGGUGGUACAGACUUCUCCUGCAGCCAGCACUGUGAAGGAAGGGGAUCAGAUUGUGAGCGCCACCAUCUAUUUUGACAACCUGCAGUCCGGAGAGGUCACGCAGCUGCUGAACAGCAUGGGCCACCACACCGUGGGGCUGCGGCUGCAAAGAAAGGGGGACAGGUCUCCACUGCCAGGACAGUCAUGGUCACACGAUGUGUUCUCAUCCACGAGCCCGGAAGUUGUUCUGAGUGGGGAUGAUGCAGAAUACAGGAGAAUUUACACAACGAAAAUCAAACCACGUCUGAAGUCGGAUGAUGCAGCAGAAGCGGAACACACAGAAAGCAGAACCAUUACCGUCACCAAAAAGGUCACAGCAUAUACCGUAGAUGUCACUGGACAUGAGGGAGCAAAAGAGAUUGACAUCAGCAGCCCAGAAUUUAAAGUUAAGAUUCCAAGCCACCAACUCACCCAUAUAACAGCAACAGAAAUUGAAAAAGAACCUGGGAAAACUGUGAUCAAAAUACCACAGGUGGAUUUGUCUGGGACGACAACACAAACAAGAGACUUCAGUAUGGGGAUCCGAGGUAGACCUAGUGGCAUCUCAUAUCCUGGACCAACAGUUGAAUCCUCUACCAAAAGGUUGGACAUUGGUACUCCUGACGUACACAUGAAAGAGCCCAAGGUGGGAACUGAGAUAAAUGUUUCUGGACCUCAACUCACAGGUGUUCACCUGAGAACACAAACAGACUUUAAACCAGCAGUAAUUCAGGUUCCAGGUGUGGAUGUUGGCAAAUCAGUUAGUGUCUCUGGUACUAGAGUCACAAGCCCAGAGAGCAGCUUGCCCAGAAUCGAAGCAAAUGGACAGAGGGGAAACCUGGAUGCAAAUAUUCACACCACAGGCCCUAAACUAAGUGGAAAAAAGGGUGUUUCAGGCAUAGAUGUCAAAACCGAAGCUCCAGGAGGCAAACUGCCACAAUUCGGUAUUUCAGGCUCCAAGAUAAGAAGCGAUAUGGAAGGUCCCAAAGUUGAUGUAUCUUUUUCAGAAAUCAAGGGUCCUUCAGUUGAUAUUUCUGGCCCUAAGAUUCAAGGUGAUAUCAAAACUCCAAAGGUAGACAUUCCCCUUUCGAGCAUCGAAUGCGAUACGCAAGACAUUAAAGCUCCGGGAAUGAACAUUGAAAGCCCAGGAAAAAUAAAAAUGCCUGCAAUGAAGAUGCCUAAAUUUAGCAUCUCAUCUUCAGCUUCAGGAACUGAUGUUCGAGCACCACAGGCAGGUGUAGACAUUUCUGCACCAAAGAUGCAAUCUCCUUCCCUAGAUAUUACAGCUCCAUCUGUUCAUGUUGAAGGUCCAAAGGAAAAACUGAAAUUUACAGCGCCUGCAGGUGAGGGCACUAACAUUGCAAAGCCACACGUGGGUGUGGCUCUCAAAGGACCUCAGUUGAUGAAGGGAACGAUGGAAGUGUCCUCUCCAACACUAGAAGGUCCCAAAGUCGAUGUUAAGAGCCCCAAGAUUGAUCUUGUGGCUCCUGAUGUUGAUAUUCAAGGUGGUGAAGGAAAAAUAAAAAUGCCCUCAAUGAAAUUUCCUAAAUUUACUUCACCAGGUUUCAAAGAGGCAGCACCUGAUGUGGAUGUGACGCUUCCAAAGGGGGAGGUUGCUAUUGCUGGUCCCAAAGUAGACAUCAGCAUGCCAGAUGCAGGCACUGGAAGAGAAUGGAAAGUCCCCAAAUUUAGGAAGCCUGAAUUAAUUAGCCAGACCCCAAAAAUCUCUAUGUCAGAUGUGGACCUGAAUCUAAAAACUCCCAAGCUGAAGGAAGAUGUGAGUAUUUCAGGGCCAAGGAUCGGAGGGGAUCUGAAAGGACCCACUGUGGACAUUAAAGGCCCAAAACUAGACAUUGAAGCUCCUGGCAUUGGCCUUGAAAGUCCUGAAGGUCAGGUGAAAGGGCCCAAAUUCUCGAUGCCUUCUUGGAAAAUGUCACCAUCAAAAGUAUCCAUGCCGGAUGUGGAUGUGAGUUUGAAAGGGCCUCAACUGAAGGGAGAUGUGGAAGUUUCCGUCCCACAAAUAGGAGGUGACUUGAAGGGACCUCAGAUUGGCAUAAAGGGUCCCAAGAUAGACAUAGAUGCUCCUGACAUUGGCAUUGAAGGGCCAGAAGGACAUCUGAAAGGUCCCAAGUUUAAGAUGCCUGAAAUGCACAUCAAGACCCCUAAAAUCUCCAUGCCUGAUAUAGACUUGAAUCUGAAGGGUCCUAAACUCAAAGGAGAUGUGGAUGUUUCAGUGUCAGAGUUGAAAGGGGAGUUAAAAGCUCCUGGAAUUGACAUUAAAGGUCCAAAAGUGGAUAUUGAUACACCGGAUAUUGAUAUUCAUGGCCCAGAAGGUAAACUGAAAAUGCCUAAAUUGAAAAUGCCAAAAUUCAGUGUGCCUGGGUUGAAAGGGGAGGGGCAAGAUGUGGAUAUAACACUUCCAAAGGGGGAGGUGGAUAUUUCUGGUCCCAAGAUACAAAUUGGUGCUUCAGGUUUGGACAUUGAAGGACCCGAGGGAGAAUUAAAAGGUCCCAAAUUUAAAAAGCCCGAAAUGCAUGUCAAGACACCGAAAAUCUCCAUGCCAGAUGUGGACCUGAAUCUAAAAGCUCCCAAGCUGAAGGGAGAUGUGGGUAUUUCAGGACCAAGGAUCGGAGGGGAUCUGAAAGGACCCACUGUGGACAUUAAAGGCCCAAAACUAGACAUUGAAGCUCCUGGCAUUGGCCUUGAAAGUCCUGAAGGUCAGGUGAAAGGGCCCAAAUUCUCGAUGCCUUCUUGGAAAAUGUCACCAUCAAAAGUAUCCAUGCCGGAUGUGGAUGUGAGUUUGAAAGGGCCUCAACUGAAGGGAGAUGUGGAAGUUUCCGUCCCACAAAUAGGAGGUGACUUGAAGGGACCUCAGAUUGACAUAAAGGGUCCCAAGAUAGACAUAGAUGCUCCUGACAUUGGCAUUGAAGGGCCAGAAGGACAUCUGAAAGGUCCCAAAUUUAAGAUGCCUGAAAUGCACACCAGGACCCCUAAAAUCGCCAUGCCUGACAUAGACUUGAACCUGAAGAGUCCUAAAUUGAAGGGAGAUGUGGAUGUUUCUGUUCCAAAGAUACAAGGUGAUUUCAAGGGACCUGAAUUAGAUCUUAAAGCUCCCAAAGUACACAUUGAUGCACCAGAUGUAGAUAUUCAUGGCCCAGAUAGUAAACUGAAAAUGCCUAAACUGAAAAUGCCUAAAUUUGGUGUGCCUGGGCUGAAAGGAGAAGGACCAGAUGUGGAUAUAACACUUCCAAAGGGGGAGGUGGGUGUUUCUGGUCCUAAACUGGACAUUGAUAUCCCAAGUUUGGACACUGAAGUGCCUGAAGGUAAAGUGAGAGGUCCAAAGUUCAGUCUGCCUGAGCUAGAUAUUCAGACACCAAAAGUUUCCAUGCCUGAUGUGAACCUAGGUUUGAAGGCACCUAAACUGAAAGGCGAUGUGGAUAUCACUGUUCCAAAGAUGGAAGGUGAUUUGAAGGGACCCAGCAUUGACAUUAAGGGGCCUCAAAUUGAUAUUGAAAGUCCCCAAAUGGACAUUGAUGUGCCUGAUAUGGAUUUGGAGUGUCCAGAAGGCAAGGUGAAAGGCCCCAAAUUUAGGAUGCCUAAAUUGAACAUCAAGACCCCUAAAAUCUCCAUGACAGAUGUUGACCUGAAUGUAAAAGCACCUAAACUGAAAGGAGAGAUGGAUGUUUCUGUUCCAAAGAUGGGAGGUGAUGUUAAAGGACCCAACAUUGACAUUAAAGGGCCCAAAGUUGAUGUAGAUGUUCCUGAUGUUGACCUAGAAUGUCCAGAAGCCAAACUGAAAAUGCCAAAAAUGAAGUUUCCAAAGUUUGGCAUGCCUGGAUUCAAAGAAGGCUCUGACAUGGAUGUGAAACUCCCUAAGGGAAAGGUGGACAUUUCUGGUCCCAAAGUGGAUAUUGAUGCUCCAGAUUUGGACAUAGAAGAACCAGAUGGAAAAAUAAAAGGUCCUAAAUUUAAGAUGCCUGAAAUGCACAUAAAAGCACCUAAAAUAACUAUGCCAGACAUUGACUUGAAUUUGAAAGGCCCUAAACUGAAGGGAGAUGUGGAUGUCUCUGUUCCAAAGAUUGAGGGUGAUCUCAAGGGGCCUGAUUUUGACCUGAAAGGCCCCAAAGUUGACAUUGAUGUACCAGACGUGGAUCUUCAUGGCCCAGAGGGUAAACUCAAAAUGCCUAAAUUCAAAAUGCCCAAGUUUGGCAUGCCUGGUUUCAAAGGGGAGGGACCAGAGGUGGAUGUGAAGCUUCCAAAAGGGGAAGUAGACAUUUCUGGUCCCAAGAUAGACAUUGAUGCUCCAGAGUUGAAUAUUGAAGGUCCUGAAGGAAAGCUGAAAGGUCCCAAAUUUAAGAUGCCUGAAAUGAACAUCAAGGCACCUAAAAUAUCCAUGCCAGAUAUUGAUUUGAAUUUGAAAGGCCCUAAACUAAAGGGAGAUGUGGAUGUGACUGUACCGAAGAUUGAGGGUGAUUUGAAGGGUCCUGACUUCGAUAUCAAAGGCCCUAACGUUGACAUUGAUGUACCAGACGUGGAUCUUCAUGGCCCAGAGGGUAAACUCAAAAUGCCUAAAUUCAAAAUGCCCAAGUUUGGCAUGCCUAGUCUUAAAGGAGAAGGGCCAGACGUGGAUGUGAAGCUUCCAAAGGGGGACUUUGAUCUGUCAGGUCCAAAAGUUGAUAUUGAUGCUCCAGAAUUGGAUAUAGAAGGUCCAGAGGGAAAGCUGAAAGGUCCCAAAUUUAAGAUGCCUGAAAUGAACAUCAAAGCACCCAAAAUCUCCAUGCCAGAUGUUGAUUUACAUUUGAAAGGCCCUAAACUGAAGGGAGAUGUGGAUGUGUCUGUUCCAAAGAUUGAGGGUGAUUUCAAGGGGCCUGAUUUUGACCUGAAAGGCCCUAAAGUUGGCAUUCAUGCACCAGACGUGGAUCUUUAUGGCCCAGAGGGUAAACUUAAAAUGCCUAAAUUCAAAAUGCCCAAGUUUGGUAUGCCUGGAUUCAAAGGGGAGGGACCAGAUGUUGAUGUAAGUCUUCCAAAAGGGGAGAUUGAUCUUUCAGGUCCAAAAGUUGACAUUGAUGUUCCUGAUAAAGUUGGCAUUCAUGCACCAGACGUGGAUCUUUAUGGCCCAGAGGGUAAACUUAAAAUGCCUAAAUUCAAAAUGCCCAAGUUUGGUAUGCCUGGAUUCAAAGGGGAGGGACCAGAUGUUGAUGUAAGUCUUCCAAAAGGGGAGAUUGAUCUUUCAGGUCCAAAAGUUGACAUUGAUGUUCCUGAUUUGGAUAUUGAAGGGCCAGAAGGAAAACUAAAGGGUCCCAAAUUUAAGAAGCCUGAAAUGAAUAUCAAGGCACCCAAAAUCUCUAUGCCAGAUGUUGAUUUACACUUGAAAGGUCCUAAACUGAAGGGAGAUAUGGAUGUUUCUGUUCCAAAGAUUGAGGGUGAUUUGAAGGGGCCUGAUUUUGAUCUGAAAGGCUCCAAAGCUAACAUUGAUGUACCAGACGUGGAUCUUCAUGGCCCAGAGGGAAAACUGAAAGGUCCCAAAUUUAAGAUGCCUGAAAUGAACAUCAAGGCACCUAAAAUAUCCAUGCCAGAUAUUGAUUUAAAUUUGAAAGGCCCUAAACUGAAGGGAGACGUAGGUGUGUCGGUACCAAAUAUUGAGGGUGAUUUGAAGGGUCCUGAGUUUGAUAUCAAAGGCCCUAAAAUUGACAUUGAUGUACCAGACGUGGAUCUUCAUGGCCCAGAGGGUAAACUCAAAAUGCCUAAAUUCAAAAUGCCCAAAUUUGGCAUGCCUAGUCUUAAAGGAGAAGGGCCCGAAGUGGAUGUGAAGCUUCCAAAGGGGGAAAUUGAUCUAUCAGGUCCAAAAGUUGACAUUGAUACUCCUGAUUUGGAUAUUGAUGGGCCAGAAGGAAAACUGAAAGGUCCCAAAUUUAAGAUGCCUGAGAUGAACAUCAAGGCAGCGAAAAUAUCCAUGCCAGAUAUUGAUUUGAAUUUGAAAGGCCCUAAACUGAAGGGAGAUGUGGAUGUGUCUGUUCCAAAGAUUGAGGGUGAUUUGAAGGGGCCUGAUUUUGACCUCAAAGACCCUAAAAUUGACCUGGAUGUACCAGACGUGGACCUUCAUGGCCCAGAGGGUAAACUCAAAAUGCCUAAAUUCAAAAUGCCCAAAUUUGGCAUGCCUAGUCUUAAAGGAGAAGGGCCCGAAGUGGAUGUGAAGCUUCCAAAAGGGGAAGUGGACAUUUCAGGUCCCAAGAUAGGCUUUGAUGCUCCAGAGUUAGAUAUUGAAGGUCCAGAGGGAAAGCUGAAAGGCCCUAAAUUUAAGAUGCCUGAGAUGAACAUCAAGGCAGCGAAAAUAUCCAUGCCAGAUAUUGAUUUGAAUUUGAAAGGCCCUAAACUGAAGGGAGAUGUGGAUGUGUCUGUACCGAAGAGUGAGGGUGAUUUGAAGGGGCCUGACUUUGAUAUCAAAGGCCCUAAAGUUGACAUUGAUGUACCAGACGUGGAUCUUCAUGGCCCAGAGGGUAAACUCAAAAUGCCUAAAUUCAAAAUGCCCAAGUUUGGCAUGCCUGGUUUCAAAGGGGAGGGACCAGAGGUGGAUGUGAAGCUUCCAAAAGGAGAAGUGGACAUUUCUGGCCCCAAGAUAGGCAUUGAUGCUCCAGAGUUGGAUAUUGAAGGUCCAGAGGGAAAGCUGAAAGGCCCUAAAUUUAAGAUGCCUGAAAUGAACAUCAAGGCACCGAAAAUAUCCAUGCCAGAUAUUGAUUUGAAUUUGAAAGGCCCUAAACUGAAGGGAGAUGUGGAUGUGUCUGUACCAAAGAUUGAGGGUGAUUUGAAGGGUCCUGACUUUGAUAUCAAAGGCCCUAAAAUUGACAUUGAUGUACCAGACAUGGAUCUUCAUGGCCCAGAGGGUAAACUCAAAAUGCCUAAAUUCAAAAUGCCCAAGUUUGGCAUGCCUGGUUUCAAAGGGGAGGGGCCAGACGUGGAUGUGAAGCUUCCAAAGGGGGACAUUGAUCUGUCAGCUCCAAAAGUUGACAUUGAUACUCCUGAUUUGGAUAUUGAGGGGCCAGAAGGAAAACUGAGAGGUCCCAAAUUUAAGAUGCCUGAAAUGCAUAUUAAAGCACCCAAAAUCUCCAUGCCAGAUUUUGACUUGAAUUUGAAAGGCCCUAAAAUGAAGGGAGAUGUGGAUGUGUCUAUACCAAAGAUUGAGGGUGAUUUGAAGGGGCCAGAUUUUGAUCUCAAAGGCCCCAAAGUGGACAUUGAUGUACCAGACGUGGAUCUUCAUGGCCCAGAGGGUAAACUCAAAAUGCCUAAAUUCAAAAUGCCCAAGUUUGGCAUGCCUAGUCUUAAAGGGGAAGGACCAGAGGUGGAUGUGAAGCUUCCAAAAGGGGAGGUGGAUAUUUCUGGGCCGGAGGUAGCUAUAGAGACCCCAGACAUGAACAUUGAUGGUCCAGAGGGAAAGUUGAAAGGCCCUAAAUUUAAGAUGCCUGAAAUGAACAUCAAGGCUCCUAAAAUUUCUAUGCCAGACUUUGAUUUGAACCUGAAAGGCCCGAAAGUGAAGGGGGAUGUGGAUGUUUGUGUUCCAAAAUUGAAAGGUGAUUUGCAAGGGUCUGGGGUUGAUAUCAAAGGUCCCAAAUUGAACAUUGAUACUCCAGAGUUGGAUAUUGAAGGUCCAGAGGGAAAGCUGAAAGGUCCCAAAUUUAAGAUGCCUGAAAUGCACAUCAAGGCACCCAAAAUUUCCAUGCCAGAUGUUGAUUUACACUUGAAAGGCCCUAAACUGAAGGGAGAUGUGGAUGUGUCUGUUCCAAAGAUUGAGGGUGAUUUGAAGGGGCCUGAUUUUGACCUCAGAGACCCCAAAGUUGAUAUUGAUGUACCAGACGUGGACCUUCAUGGCCCAGAGGGUAAACUCAAAAUGCCUAAAUUCAAAAUGCCCAAGUUUGGCAUGCCUGGGUUCAAAGGGGAGGGACCAGAUGUUGAUGUAAGCCUUCCAAAAGGGGAGAUUGAUGUGUCAGGUCCAAAAGUUGACAUUGAAGCUCCUGAUUUGGAUAUUGAGGCGCCGGAAGGAAAACUGAAAGGUCCCAAAUUUAAGAUGCCUGAAAUGCACAUCAAGGCACCCAAAAUUUCCAUGCCAGAUGUUGAUUUACACUUGAAGGGCCCUAAACUGAAGGGAGAUGUAGAUGUGUCUGUACCAAAGAUUGAGGGUGAUUUGAAGGGACCUGAUUUUGACCUCAGAGGCCCCAAAGUUGAUAUUGAUGUACCAGACGUGGACCUUCAUGGCCCAGAGGGUAAACUCAAAAUGCCUAAAUUCAAAAUGCCCAAGUUUGGCAUGCCUGGAUUCAAAGGGGAGGCACCAGAUUUUGAUGUAAACCUUCCAAAAGGAGAGAUUGACCUGUCAGGUCCAAACGUUGACAUUGAUGCUCCAGAGUUGGAUUUUGAGGGGCCAGAAGGAAAGGUGAAAGGUCCCAAAUUUAAGAUGCCUGAAAUGCACAUCAAGGCACCCAAAAUCUCCAUGCCAGAUGUUGAUUUACACUUGAAAGGACCUAAACUGAAGGGAGAUGUGGAUGGUUCAGUUCCAAAGAUUGAGGGUGAUUUGAAGUGUCCUGACUUCGAUAUCAAAGGCCCUAAAGUUGACAUUGAUGUACCAGACGUGGAUCUUCAUGGCCCAGAGGGUAAACUCAAAAUGCCUAAAUUCAAAAUGCCCAAAUUUGGCAUGCCUGGGUUCAAAGGGGAGGGACCAGAUGUAGAUGUAAGCCUUCAAAAAGGGGAGAUUGAUCUGUCAGCUCCAAAAGUUGACAUUGAUGUUCCUGAUUUGGAUAUUGAAGGGCCAGAAGGAAAACUAAAGGGUCCCAAAUUUAAGAAGCCCGACAUGCAUUUUAAUGUUCCCAAAAUCUCCAUGCCAGAUAUCGAUUUAAAUGUGAAAGGUCCUAAUCUGAAAGGAGAUGUGGAUGUAUCUGUUCCUAAAGUAGGGGGUGAUUUGAAAGGUCCCAAAGUUGAACUGAAAGGGCCAGAUAUUGACCUUGAGGCCCCAAAACUUGAUAUAGAAGGAAAGACAAAAAAAUCAAGAUUUAAACUGCCCAAAUUCAGUUUUUCUGGCCCAAAAGUUCAGACCCCUGAUGUGGAUGUGAAAGUUAAGAAAUCUGAUAUUGAUGUAUCUGGACCAAAGGUGGAUGUGAGUGUUCCAGAUGUGGAUAUUCAAGGGAAAGCAAAGGGAUCCAAAUUUAAAAUGCCGUUCCUCAGUAUUUCAUCACCUAAAGUGUCAAUGCCAGAUGUAGAGUUAAAUCUAAAAGGUUCUAAACUGAAAGGAGAGCUAGAUGUUUCAUGUCCAAAGCUGGAAGGGGAUUUAAAAGGGCCCGAAAUGGACAUCAAAAGUCCCCAUGUAGACAUCGAUGCAUCAGACAUUGAUAUUCAUGGUCCAGAAGGGAAACUCAAAAUACCCAAAUUGAAAAUGCCUAAAUUUGGCAUGCCUGGGUUCAAAGGAGAGGGACCAGAUAUGGAUGUAAACCUUCCAAAAGGGGAGGUGGAUAUUUCAGGUCCCAAAAUAGACAUUGAUGUUCCAGAUUUGGAAAUUGAAGGUCCUGAGGGAAAACUGAAAGGCUCCAAAUUUAAAAUGCCUGAAAUGCAUUUCAAUGUUCCUAAAAUUUCCAUGCCAGACAUUGAUUUGAACUUGAAAGGCCCUAAAUUAAAGGGGGAUGUGGAUGUUUCUGUUCCAAAAUUGGAAGGGGAGUUGAAAGGCCCAGAAGUUGAUAUCAAAGGCCCCAAACUGGACAUAGAUGCCCCUGAUGUGGAGAUUGAAGGUCCAGAUGGGAAGUGGAAGGGCCCCAAAUUCAAGAUGCCCGAUAUGCAUUUUAAAUCACCUAAAAUCUCCAUGCCAGAUUUUGAUUUUAACUUGAAAGGCCCUAAGUUGAAGGGGGAUGUAGAUGUUUCUGUUCCAAAAUUGGAAGGAGAUUUGAAAGCCCCAGAUGUUGAUAUUAAAGGUCCCAAAUUGGACAUAGAUACUCCUGAUCUUGAUAUUGAAGGACCAGAGGGAAAACUCAAAGGUCCCAAAUUUAAGAUGCCUGAGAUGCACAUCAAGGCACCUAAAAUUUCCAUGCCAGACAUUGAUUUGAAUUUGAAAGGCCCUAAAUUAAAGGGGGAUGUGGAUGUUUCUGUUCCAAAAUUAGAAGGGGAUUUGAAAGGCCCAGAAAUCGAUAUCAAAGGCCCCAAACUGGACAUAGAUGCCCCUGAUGUGGAGAUUGAAGGUCCAGAUGGGAAAUGGAAGGGCCCCAAAUUCAAGAUGCCUGAUAUGCAUUUUAAAACACCAAAAAUCUCCAUGCCAGAUUUUGAUUUGAACCUGAAAGGCCCAAAAGUAAAGGGGGAUGUGGAUGUUUCUGGCCCUAAACUGGAAGGGGAUUUGAAAGGUCCUCAGUUUGAUAUCCAAGGCCCCAAAGUAGACAUUGAUGCUCCUGAUAUUGAAGGUCCUGAAGGAAAAUGGAAAGGCCCCAAAUUUAAGAUGCCUGAAAUGAACAUCAAGGCACCAAAAGUCUCAAUGCCCGAUAUUGAUUUUAACUUAAAGGGCCCUAAACUAAAAGGAGACAUAGGUGGUUCUGGCCCUAAACUGGAAGGAGAUUUGAAGGGACCUGAAAUUGAUAUCAGAAGUCCCAAGAUGGACAUUGAUGCACCAGACAUGGAUAUUCACGGCCCAGAGGGUAAACUGAAAAUGCCUAAAUUCAAAAUGCCUAAAUUCGGAAUGCCCGGGUUCAGAGGAGAAGGCCCAGAUGUGGAUCUAAGUCUUCCAAAAGGAGAGAUUGAUAUUUCAGGACCUAAAAUAGACAUUGAUGCUCCUGAUGUGGAAAUUGAAGGACCAGAAGGAAAAUGGAAAGGCCCAAAAUUUAAGAUGCCUGAAAUGAAUAUCAAGGCACCUAAAAUUUCUAUGCCAGACUUUGAUUUGAAUUUGAAAGGCCCUAAGUUGAAGGGAGAUGUGGAUGUUUCUGUUCCAAAAUUGGAAGGGGAUUUGAAAGGCCCAAAAGUCGAUAUUAAAGGCCCCAAAAUGGACAUAGAUGCCCCUGAUGUGGAGAUUGAAGGUCCAGAUGGGAAGUGGAAGGGCCCCAAAUUCAAGAUGCCUGAUAUGCAUUUUAAAUCACCUAAAAUCUCCAUGCCAGAUUUUGAUUUUAACUUGAAAGGCCCUAAGUUGAAGGGGGAUGUAGAUGUUUCUGUUCCAAAAUUGGAAGGAGAUUUGAAAGCCCCAGAUGUUGAUAUUAAAGGUCCCAAAUUAGACAUAGAUGUUCCAGAUCUUGACAUUGAGGGACCAGAGGGAAAACUGAAAGGUCCUAAAUUUAAGAUGCCUGAGAUGCACGUCAAAGCACCUAAAAUUUCCAUGCCAGACAUUGAUUUGAAUCUGAAAGGCCCAGAAGUUGAUAUCAAAGGCCCCAGAUUGGAAACAGAUGCGCCUGAUAUGGACAUUGAAGGUCCAGAUGGGAAGUGGAAAGGCCCCAAAUUCAAGAUGCCUGACAUGCAUUUUAAAGCACCUAAAAUUUCCAUGCCAGAUUUUGAUUUGAAUGUAAAGGGUCCGAAAAUCAAGGGAGAUAUGGACAUUUCAGGCCCUAAACUGGAAGGGGAUUUGAAAGGCCCUGAUUUUGACCUCAAAGGCCCCAAAGUUGACAUUGAUGUACCAGAUGUGGAUCUUCAUGGCCCAGAGGCUAAACUCAAAAUGCCUAAAUUCAGAAUGCCCAAAUUUGGCAUCUCCGGGUUCAAAGGGGAAGGCCCUGACGUGGAUGUAAAACUUCCAAAGGGGGAGGUGGAUAUUUCUGGCCCCAAAGUAGACGUAGAUGCCCCAGAUUUGAACAUUGAAGGUCCGGAGGGAAAGUUGAAAGGCCCUAAAUUUAAGAUGCCUGAAAUGAACAUCAAGGCACCUAAAAUUUCUAUGCCAGACAUUGACAUGAAUUUGAAAGGCCCUAAAUUAAAGGGGGAUGUGGAUGUUUCUGUUCCAAAAUUUGAAGGCCCAGAAGUUGAUAUCAAAGGCCCCAGAUUGGAAACAGAUGUGCCUGAUGUGGACAUUGAAGGUCCAGAUGGAAAAUGGAAAGGCCCCAAAUUAAAGAUGCCUGACAUGCAUUUUAAAGCACCUAAAAUUUCCAUGCCAGAUUUUGAUUUGAAUGUAAAGGGUCCGAAAAUCAAGGGAGAUAUGGACAUUUCAGGCCCUAAACUGGAAGGGGAUUUGAAAGGCCCUGAUUUUGACCUCAAAGGCCCCAAAGUUGACAUUGAUGUACCAGACGUGGAUCUUCAUGGCCCAGGCAAAGGGGAAGGCCCUGACGUGGAUGUAAAACUUCCAAAGGGGGAGGUGGAUAUUUCUGGCCCCAAAGUAGACGUAGAUGCCCCAGAUUUGAACAUUGAAGGUCCGGAGGGAAAGUUGAAAGGCCCUAAAUUUAAGAUGCCUGAAAUGAACAUCAAGGCACCUAAAAUUUCCAUGCCAGACAUUGACUUGAAUUUUAAAGGCCCUAAGCUGAAGGGGGAUGUGGAUGUUUCUGUUCCAAAAUUGGAAGGGGACCUGAAAGGCCCAGAAUUCGAUAUCAAAGGUCCCAAACUGGACAUAGAUGCCCCUGAUGUGGAGAUUGAAGGUCCAGAUGGGAAAUGGAAGGGCCCCAAAUUUAAGAUGCCUGACAUGCAUUUUAAAGCACCUAAAAUCUCCAUGCCAGACUUUGAUCUGAAUUUAAAAGGCCCCAAAUUGAAGGGAGAUGUGGAUGUGCCAAAUAUUGAAGGUGAUUUGAAAGGCCCUGAAGUCGAUAUUAAAGGCCCCAAAUUGGACAUAGAUGCCCCAGAUGUGGAGAUUGAGGGCCCAGAAGGAAAAUGGAAAGGCCCCAAAUUUAAGAUGCCCGAAAUGCAUAUUAAGGCACCUAAACUAUCCAUGCCUGACGUGGACUUCAACCUUAAAGGCCCUAAGCUAAAAGGAGAUAUAGAUGUUUCUGGACCUAAGUUGGAAGGUGAUUUGAAAUGUCCUGAAUUUGAUAUCAAAGGUCCCAAAGUGGAUAUUGAUGCGCCAGACAUUGAUAUUCAUGGCCCUGAAGGAAAACUGAAAAUGCCUAAAAUGAAGAUGCCUAAAUUCAGCAUGCCUGGGUUCAAAGGGGAAGGCCCGGAUGUGGAUGUAAGUCUUCCAAAAGGAGGGGUUGAUAUUUUGGGUCCUAAGAUGGACAUUGAUGUCCCUGAUUUAGAUAUCGAAGGGCCUGAAGGAAAAUGGAAAGGUCCAAAAUUUAAGAUGCCUGAAAUGAAUAUCAAGGCACCUAAAAUCUCCAUGCCAGAUAUUGAUUUAAACUUAAAAGGUUCUAAACUGAAAGGAGACAUGGAUGUUUCUGUCCCUAACAUAGAAGGUGAUUUAAAAGGUCCUGAGAUUGACAUUAAAUCCCCCAAAAUGUCUGUUGAAGUUCCUGAUGUUGACAUUCAAGGUCCAGAAGGAAAACUGAAAGGUCCUAAAUUUAAGAUGCCAGAAAUGCAUAUUAAAGCACCCAAAAUCUCCAUGCCAGAUUUUGACUUGAAUUUAAAAGGGCCUAAACUAAAGGGAGACAUGGAUGUUUCUGUUCCAAAGAUUGAGGGGGAUUUGAAAGGUCCUGAUUUUGAUCUCAAAGGCCCCAAAUUGGACAUAGAUGUUCCUGAUGUCGACAUUGAAGGUCCAGAAGGAAAACUCAAAGGUCCCAAAUUUAAGAUGCCUGAAAUGCACAUCAAGGCCCCUAAAAUCUCCAUGCCAGAUGUAGACCUGAAUCUAAAGGCACCUAAACUGAAAGGAGACAUAGGUCUUUCUGGUCCAAAAAUAGAGGGUGAUUUGAAAGGUCCUGAAUUUGAUAUUAAAGGUCCUAAAGUGGAUAUUGAUGCACCAGACAUUGAUAUUCAUGGCCCUGAAGGAAAACUGAAAAUGCCCAAAAUGAAGCUGCCUAAAUUCAGUACGCCUGGGUUCAGAGGGGAAGGGCUGGAUGUGGACGUAAGUCUUCCAAAGGGAGAGAUUGAUCUAUCAGGUCCAAAAACAGACAUUGAUGCUCCUGAUUUGGACAUUGAAGGUCCAGAAGGAAAACUGAAAGGGCCAAAAUUUAAGAUGCCUGAGAUGCAUUUUAAGACACCUAAAAUCUCAAUGCCAGAUAUUGACUUAAAUUUGAAAGGUCAUAAAAUGAAGGGGGACUUAGAUGUUUCUGUCCCCAAGAUUGAAGGUAAUCUUAAAGGUCCUGAAGUUGAUAUCAAAGGCCCAGAACUUGGGGUUAGAAGUCCUGAGCUUGAUGUUGAGUGUCCAGAUGUGACCACUGAAGGCCUUGAAGGCAAUGUUAAACUUCCCAAAUUUAAGAAACCAAAAUUUGGGUUUGGAAUUAAAAGUCCUAAGACAGAAAUCAAACCUCCUGAAGUGGAUAUUGCUGUCCCAGAAGGUGAACUGAAUGUGGAAUCCCCUGAUAUUGGCCUGUCUGGGAAAGGAAAGAAAAGCAAAUUUAAAAUGCCAAAACUUCAUAUGAGUGGUCCUAAAAUUAAAGGAAAGAAGGGUGGAUUUGAUGUGAAUCUACCUAGUGGUGAUGCAGAUGUAAAUUUGAAAUCUCCUGAUUUAGAUCUGAAUGUAGCUGGCCCAGAUGCAACUAUAAAAGGAGAUAUUAAUGUCAAAUCCCCCAAAGGAAAGAAACCAAUGUUUGGGAAACUCUCUUUUCCAGAUGUUGAGUUUGAUAUUAAAUCACCUAAGUUCAAAGCUGAUGCUUCUGUGACAGUUCCUAAAAUGGAAGGAGAAUUUAAAGCACCUGAUUUGGAAGUUUCUGCACCAGGUAUCAAAGGUGACAUAAAGUCACCAGGUCUUGACAUUACAACUCCCAGUAUCAGCACAAAACUUCCUAAUGUUAACAUUGAAGGUCCUGAUAUCAAUCUUAAGAAACCUAAGGUCAAACUUCCAAGUGGAAAUAUUGAUAUAGCUGGUCCCAAAAUGGAAGGUGAUCUGAGAAUCCCAGGUAUUGAUGCAGACAUUAAUGCCCCUGACAUCAAAUUGAAAGGACCUACAGUCAAUCUGCCUUCAGUGGACAUUUCUGCUCCUUCAUUCUCCGCAUCUGAUUUUGAUAUGAACUUGAAAGGACCAAAAAUAAAAGGUGACGUCAGUCUUCCCACAGCAGAAUUAGAAGGUCCAGGAGGAAAACUAAAAUUUCCCAAGUUCUCACUGCCCAAGAUAGGGAAACCAGGUCUGAAUUUGGAAGGAGCUGAGAUGCAGCUUCCCUCAGCAAGCGUAGAUGUUUCAACCCCAAGUAUAGAAGGAGGUGUGAGUGUUCCUGCAGCUGAAGGAUUAGAUGCAAAACUGAAGGGACCUAAGAUGACUAUGCCAUCAGUAAACCUUUCAAUGCCCCAAGUCUCUGGACCUGAUUUUGAUGUAAACUUGAAAGGACCAAAACUAAAAGGAGACCUGGAUGCUUCUAGUGAUCUUAAAGGUCCAAAAGUGGACAUACAUUCUCCAGAUGUUGAUAUUAAGGGCCUUGGAGGAAAACUUAAAUUUCCCAAAUUUAAAUCUCCAACUGUGGAGGGACCUCACAUAGACAUGAACAUGGAAGGGGAUGCUGGGUUUUCUGUCCCGCAACUUGAGGGUGGCAUAAAAGCACCAGGUAUGGAUGUACAUCUCAGUGCCCCAGACCUUGAUAUCAAAGGGCCUGCAGUGAAAAUGCCAUCAGGAGGUAUUUCUGCCCCAGGUUUUGAUGUAAAUUUGAAAGGACCAAAGUUAAAAGGAGAUCUUGAUCUUUCUGGUGGCAUUAAAUCCCCCAAGGUGGCUAUAGAUGCACCUGAUGUUAACUUGGAAGGUCUUGGAGGUGCAAUUAAACUUCCUUCUCUAAAGCUCCCCCAAUUUGGCAUUUCUAGUCCUCAUGUUGAGGGGUCUGAAAUGGGUAUGAAUAUUGAAGGACCACAAAUUAAAGGAGACCUUAUCGGCACAGGUAUUGAUGGAGAGUUGAAAGGGCCUACAGUUAAAAUACAGCCACUUAAAAUUUCAACUCCAAAAAUCUCUACAUCUGACAUUGAUUUUAACUUAAAAGGACCAAACCUAAAGGGUGAUAUUAAUAUUUCUGGCGAUGUUAAAGGCCCAAAAGUUGGAAUGGAAGCACCAGACAUCAGCAUGAAAAGCUCACAUGGAAAUAUUCAAAUGCCUUCAGUUAAACUGCCCAAAUGUGACAUUUCAGGUUCCCAAGGCAUGAAGGUUUCGGGGGUGGGUAUUGCUGCUGAUGCUCCUGAUGUCAGCUUAACAGGUCCUUCCUUCAGUGUAUCAACACCAAAAGUUUCUGGGUCAGAUUUCGAUGUGAAUUUGAAAGGGCCUAAAAUCAAAGGAGGUUUCGGCAUUUCUGGAGACAUGAAAGCGCCACUCUUGGGCGUUGAGCAUUCAGGUGGUGAAUUCAAAGGGCCACAGCUUUCAUCUUCUGGUUUUGAUGUAGCAAUGAAUGUGCCAAAUGUUGCAGGAGGUCUUCAUGUUUCUGGACCAAAGAUAGAGGGUGGUCUGGAAGGUCCCAAAGUAGGACUCAAAGGUCCUGGCAUAGAUAUGAGUUUUCCACAAAGUAACUUAGAAAGUGCCUCAGGAAAAGUGACAUUCCCUAGGAUGAAAUUGCCUAAAUUUGUGUCUUCGGGACAUGAGGUAACAGGAAGAGAAGUGGGGGUUGAUGUUAACUUCCCUCAGCCAGAUGCCAGUCUCCAGGCCGGUGUGAUGGAGGCUGAGAGCGAAGAGCCAGAUGUCAAGCUUAAGAAAUCUAAAAUUAAAAUGCCAAAGUUUAAUUUUUCAAAACCUAAGGGCAAAGGCACUAGUGUUGGCUCAACAGAAGUCUCAGUGUCCGUUUCAGGGUCUAAAGGAGAACUGAAGAGUUCCAAGGCAAGUCUAGGUUCUAUGGAGGGCGAAUUGGAGGGAGGGGAAGCUGCUGCCACUUCACCUAAAGGCAAGUUUUCGUUAUUUAAAAGCAAAAAGCCACGUCAUCGGUCAUCUUCCUUUAGUGAUGAACAUUCCUCCCAGUCAACCCCUACUGGCACGUUGGAGUUUGAGUGCAGCUCAGGAGCAGAGAAAGAAAAACAGGCCAAGAUGAAAUUUGGAACAUUUGGAGGAAUAGGGUCAAAAACUAAAGGUUCUUAUGAGGUAACUGGAAGUGAUGAUGAAGCAGGAAAGAUGCCAGGGAGUGGGGUCUCAUUAACGUCCAAGAAAUCCCGCCUGUCUUCCUCGUCGAGUAACGAUAGCGGGACAAAGGGGGGAUUCCGAGUACCAGCAGUAGAACUGACUGUUGCCAAAAAGAAAGAGUAAAGCGUCCAUGUAUAUAUGUCUGUAUAUAUAUAUCUUCUGUGUGUUUGUAUAUAAAUUUCAUAGCUUGAAAUACUUUCAAUCUCAGCAAUAAAAUGAACGGUGCCUAGUGAAAUGGUAGACUUAGCUUGCCUACCCAAAAGAGAGGAGAUUUUAAGUGACCCUGCAGCUGCACCACAGUUCAACUGAUGUAUUUGAAAGUUUCUUCAUUUUCAUGACUUUGGUUUGUGCAUUAAAUGCUGAGAGCUUAAGUUUACUAGCAAGCUAUUUUGAUAUCCUUUUCAUUUUACUGGAUAUUUUCAGUGUCAGUUUGUGGAAAUAAUAUUUCCAUUUUAAGUACCUUUUGGCUUUUAUUUGCAGGGCUUACAUUUCUAUAAUGAGAAUGGAUAUACUGAAAACACUGUAAAAUAUAUAGAUACAACUGAAAUAUGUCACUUGCCCUUGUAAGAUGGAGUUUAAAAUGACUUGGAGUGUUUAUCACAGAAACCUAUGAUUGCUAUUAGCUUUGAUAGUUGUAAUGGUGAGAAAUGUAUUUUAAUUUAAGACCAGAGAACCUGGGCUACUUAAGAUAAAUGUCAUGAAGAAAAACAGAAUUUACCAAUAAAAGACUAACCUUGACUCUACAUGUUUUGGAUUGAAUGCGACUGACACCAUCUUAGUUGUCUCCAUAUGUUUGUUUCAUUAUUUGUAUUAUAAGAGAGGACUUUUCUUAGUUAUGAUGCAAAAAUCUGUGACUGCCACUUUUCUGAGAUUUAUUAUAAUUUCUGUUAACAAAUGUAUCUUGAUUUAAAAAAAAUAUUUCAGCACUUUAAUGGCAAAUUAAUUGAGAAUGUAAGAAGAUUGAUCUUGUAAAAUGCAAAUAAACUGUUUAUUAACCUUG